Messenger RNA from Eleginops maclovinus (Patagonian blennie), 1811 nucleotides. It is a transcript of the gene lhfpl4b, whose product is annotated as LHFPL tetraspan subfamily member 4b. The annotation marks the transcript as partial. The transcript has 6 exons. The record is from RefSeq and is a predicted model, not a curated record. Gene Ontology annotation, cellular component: plasma membrane. NCBI's taxonomy places the organism in Eukaryota, Metazoa, Chordata, Actinopteri, Perciformes, Eleginopidae. Gene Ontology annotation, biological process: sensory perception of sound.
UAUGUCGGCGCCCCCCCCCUGGCCGACCUGUCUCGGCUCUAUCAGACGGAGUUUGUGCGCAGUGUCCGGGCGGUGGGCGUCCUGUGGGCGGUGUGCUCGCUCUGCUUCGCCAUCCUGCAGGUGGUGGUGCUGGUGCAGCCGGCCUGGGUCGGCACCAGGGGGUCCGUCCACCUGGGGGUGGGGCCAGCCCCGCCCAGCGGCACCCUAGGACUGUUUGAGGUGUGUGUGGAGUUGGACUGGCCGGUCCCCGAGUGUCGAGGGGGUCUCUCUAGUCUGUCCCCGCUGCCCUCCUUCCAGUCCGUGGCGGUUCUGGUGGGAGUUUCUCUCUGGGCGGUCUGGACCAGCAUCCUGAGCCUCAGCCUCUUUAGGUUCUGCAGCGCCGCCACCGUGUACAAGAUCUGCGCCUGGCUGCAGCUAACCGCAGGAUUCUGUCUGGCGUUGGCCUGUCUUCUGUUUCCAGACUCAUGGGAGAGUCCAGAGAUGAGAGCUCUGUGUGGAGACUCUGUGGGCAGCUUCUCCCCAGGUAAUUGCUCCGUUCACUGGGCUUACAUUCUGGCUCUGCUGGGUAUACUGGACGCGGCCAUCCUGGCCACGCUGGCCUUCGUCCUCGCCAACAGACAGGACGCCCUGCUGCCGCCGGACUCCAAGGACGUGACCACAGGUCUGCUGAUGUCAGCGUAGAAGAAGACCUCCUCCUUCUGAUGCCAAACAGCAGCUCCAUCUUAACCUAACAUGCUAGAGAGGAAAUUUACCAAAUGUAUUAUUUCUCUUGUAAAUCCGGAAAUCCCCCCCUCCUGCGCUCUGUGUAUUUUAAUACCCUAGAGCCCUCAUACCCCCCUCCUACAUGUGAGUUUACUGCAAUAUGAUCUGGUUAUUAAAGUGUUAGAUCCCUUUUAUAUUCUGUUUGUCUUGUAGUUCUGAGCCAGGAGAGAUCUGGGUUAUCUGUCAACACGUUUCUUAAAAUCAUCUGUGGGUUUAAAACAUGUCAACAUGAAAUCUAAAAGAAGCCGUCUGAGAUUGUACUUAAACCCUCCUUUCAUCUCUGUUUCGCUUAGCUUAGCAUCAUGGCAUCAUCAACGCCAUCUGUUGUCUUUUGUUGGCUUUAUUUAGCUAAGAGUUAGCAUAUGAGUCUAGAUAGCUUCUGGGAUAGGUUAGCAUAGAGUUAGCCUUUAGCUUUUUUUUUAAAGUUAUUUUUUGGGGGCUUUUUGCCUUUAAUCGGAUAGGAGAGGGACAGGAAAGUGGGAGAGAGUCGGGGUGGGAUCCGGAAAGGACCACGGGUCGGGAAUCGAACCCGGGUCUCCGGCGUACAGUGCAGGUACCCCAGCCAGUUGCGCCACGGCCAGGGCCAGCCUUUAGCUUUUGACCCCUGGCUCUAGUCAAAUCAAACAAACUUCAGGGUUUAUGGGAGAUUAACUUAAAGCUAACAAACCUCCAGUAUUCAUCCAAGCUAGGCUAAAGUUACUCACUGACUCCAGUCUUUGAGUUAAGCUGCUAACCAGAGAGGUGUAUCUGAAACUUCAGGAUUAUCUAGAAGUUCAGCUUCAUGUCAGCACAGCGUGACCCUGGCUGAUCAGCUGUUUGUUAGCUAGCGUUGCCUGUGUUUGAGCUAUCCCUGUGUAGAACAUAGCCCUUCUCCCAAUCUGCAUUUACACAUUUCUAAUUGUUUGAUUAAAUGUAACAGUGACGUUUGCUCCGGUGAACAUUUUGAUAAAGUCUUUAAAAUAUGAAUGUUUGUUUACAGAAAGCAUCGAGCAUGUUGUCAGACUGAACAGUGUGUAAUUCACAUCAAUAAACACAUUAUAGAUUUCAAA